AUGCCUUCCGAUGAAAACAUGAACGAGACCAUUUCCUCACUCUUGACAAUGAAAGGUAAGAACACUAACAUUUCCGAUAAAGAUUCACCAACAAUGAGAGAAACAAGAUCAAUGCAGAAGAGGAAAAAUGUGAAAGAUAAAAAAGAAACAAAAGUACCAAAGAAAAUGAAGCAUCAAAGCAGGAAAAGUCCAUCAAAAAGGAAAACUCUUGAAAAACAACAACUACAAGAUUCAGACUCUGAUUUCGAAAAGGCAUUACUAUCUAUAAUCCUUGGGAUGAGCAAAGAACAAAAAGAAUCUGUAAGAUCUACGGGUUUUGGAGCUUUGUUAAAAAUGAAAAUCACGGAUAUACCACUGAAGCUGGGAUUUUAUGUUCUUCAAAAAUUUGAUUCUGAGAGAAUGGUGAUAGAUAUUGAAGGAAAGGAAUUGAAAGUAACAGUAGAGUCUGUUCAUGACAUGUUGGGCAUACCAAUUGGUGGAACCAAACUUACACAACUGGAUCAAUGGCCUAAGGAUGAUACAAGUUAUGAUGAAUGGAAGCAACAAUUUAAAAAAGAUUCAAUCAUCCGACUGAGUGCAAUCAAAAAUGUUAUUGUUUCUACCACAAAAGUUGAUUUCAAUUUCAAAUUGAACUUCUUAGUUCUUUUUGUCAACACUUUUUUGCGAGUCAACAUCAAUGGGAAGAUCCAACCUGUUUCCCUUGAGUUAUAUUUCAAGAAAAACAGAUAUCAGCAACAUAGACUGUUAUUCUAUGCUGAUAACAUCCACUCGGAAGCUUUAACAGUAACACGUAAACGUCCAACAAUUUGUUAUUGGAGUUCAGAGAAGAUUAGAUAUCGAGAGACAUUUGAACAAGAAAAAGGUAGAUUUGGAGUUGGAGAAUUAAACGAAGAAUUUGUUAAUGAACAAAAUGAAGGAGAUACAGAUCUCGGAGACAGUGAUUCUGAUAAAGAUGAAGAUCAUUCUGUUGAGGCAUAUGAAUCAAAAAUAUCAAAAAUGAUUAAUAAUUUUGAGAGGAUGAAGGAAAAGUUGAAUUCAAAGCUUAAUGAUGCGAUGACAAAGUUCCCUGAAAAGGAAAGAAUCAAUUUGACACCAAUAAUGGGUCAAAAAACAAAUGAUCAAACAGAAAAUGAAGAUAAAGAGGGAAAUGGUGAAGAAGAUAAUGAUAAUGGUGCAAGUCAACUAGAAGUAGAUUAUUUGCUUGAUUCAAAUGAAGCAGAUAAUGAAGGAAUAAAGAAUGAUGCAGAUAAGAAUAAAAAAGAAGAGACUAUUCAACAAACUGAAAAUCAAAAUUUGUUGGAUAAAGUUGUUGACAACAUUGUGGACAAUGUCCUUGGAAUUGGAGUUUCAAGUUUAAAUAGUCAAGAAGAUGAAAUCUGGAAUCAUCCUGAAAUGAAAACUAUUUUCGAUAAUAUUGAUAUAGGGUCACCAAUGAGUACAGGUAAAACUAAUACUCUUGCAGAAAAGGAAAAAUCAGAAGGUGUACAUGAACAAGGAACAAAAGUUGAAAAAACAAAGGGAGAUGAUACAGGUAAGGAAAACUCUAAAGAUAGAAAUGAAGGAGGAACGAAAGCUAAGAACACGAAAGAUGGAGGACCAUCAAAGCAUGAUCUGGAUCAACCAAGAGAGAAGAAGCUUGCUGAUGCUUUCAAAUCACCUUUCAAAUGCAGAAUAACAGACACAAAACCAAAACUGACACAUCAAGAGAGUAUUGUCUAUGAAUGGUUGUUCAACUUACAAGGCAAUACAUCAGAUGUGGUUGUCCAGACAAAAUAUGGUCAGAUAGCAGAAAGAGCAGUUAUGGAAAGUCUAUAUGCAAACACAGAGAUUUUUGGAGAAGUUUUAGACACUUGGUCUGAUUUACUUAACCACCAAGAACUGGAAAGGAAUUUUGGAAAUUCACCAUACAGACUAUUCUUGAAAGUUGGAGUUUCUACUGCUUAUCUAACUUCAACAUUGUCUGAUGAAAGAAAGUAUGAAAAAUUCAAUGAGAACUUUCAUGACAGUACCAAUGGGUACAAAAAAAUCUUGAACAUAAAAGAUAUUGACAUGGUAUUCUUUCCAGUUGUUAGAAGUGCUCAUAUUUUUGUGAUUGUCUUCAACUUAAAGAAACCGUCAAUUGAAAUACUAGACAAUAGUGCAGUUGAGGGGGAUUAUGAAGGGAAAUACUGA
Molecule: messenger RNA, 2172 nt
Organism: Lactuca saligna
Lineage: Eukaryota; Viridiplantae; Streptophyta; Magnoliopsida; Asterales; Asteraceae
Source: the annotation of a GenBank genome assembly